UUCAAGUCUUUCAAGUAGAAAAAAUUAGACUAUGCCUCCCAAGUCUUCCCUCCUUUUUCGUCUUCUUCUUGGGCUCUGGUAUUGAUAGGGAGAGAGAGCACGGUGGAGGAUGUGCAGAAUUGGAAAAACAAUGGAAACACGCACCAACACGACUCCAAGAUCCACAGUCUUGUUCCCCUUCUUCUUCUUCCUCUUCGUUGCCCUCUCUUUCCUGGUCAGCUUCAGCAGCUGCAUCGACCCUAAUUACCUCAACGAAUAUUGCCCCAACACAACUCUAUACGCAUCCAACAGCACCUACCAAUCCAACCUCAACAUCCUCCUCUCUUCUUUUUCAUCAAACUUCAAUACCACCUACCGCAACGCCACCGUCGGCCAGAAUCCCAAUGCCGUUUACGGCCACUACUACUGUAGAGGAGAUGUCACCCGCGAUGUCUGCCGUGAUUGUGUUGACACCGCCGCUCGUGAGAUCCUUCAGUACUGCCCCAACAGGAAAGUCGCAAUCAUUUGGUACGAUGAGUGUACGUUGCGUUACUCGAACAAAUCCUUCUUCUCUACCCUCUCUGAGAACCCUCCCUACGCCAUGUUUAAUACACACAAUAUCUCUGAUCCGAAUCGAUUUAAUCAGCUCUGGGGUAAUAUAACGAACGUGACCGCAACUAAAGCUGCCUCCAAUUCUGAUAGAUACGCCACUCAAGAAGCUAAUUUUACACAAUUUCAGAAACUAUAUUGUCUCGCGCAGUGUAGCCCUGAUUUAUCAGGGAGGGACUGUAACAGUUGCCUUGUCAAUGCCAUUUCUUAUCUCCCUGGUUGCUGUAGUGGCAGCAAAGGAGGAAGGGUUUUCAAUCCGAGCUGCAUCAUCAGGUUUGAGGUAUACCCUUUCUAUCGAGUUACAGGUUCAGCGCUUGCUCCUUCGCCUACUAUUGCUUCCCUGCCGGCUCCGAGCAACAGAACUACCAUUCUCGAAAAGCAAGGAAGGUCGUCUAAACAAAUUGUUGGAAUUGUUCUGCUGGUUGCGGCUGUUGAAGUGAUUCUUUUCUCUAUUCUCUUGUGCUGUCUGCAAAUCCGGAAGAAAAAGGAGAACCCAUCAAAGGAGAAUGGUGGGAACACAAUUAAAAGUAUGGAGCCAUUGCUAUUUGAUUUCAGUAAGGUUGUUGCAGCUACAAACAACUUUGCGGAUGUCAAUAAGAUUGGUGAAGGAGAUUUUGGAGCCGUUUACAAGGGUAAACUUCAUGAGGGACAAGAAAUUGUUGUCAAGAGGCUCCCAAAAAACUCUGGACAAAGUGAAGAAGAAUUCAAGAAUGAGGUUGCAUUAGUUGCAAAGCUUCAACACUACAAUCUAGCUAAGCUAUUGGGAUUUUGCUUAGAGAGAGAAGAAAAGAUCCUCGUCUAUGAGUUUUUACCCAACAAAAGUCUGAUUACUUCCUAUUUGAUCCUGUGAAAUGCAACCAAUUUGAUUGGCAGAGACAUCGCAAAAUCAUAGAAGGGAUUACUCAAGGACUUCUUUAUCUUCAUGAAGAUUCCCUCUUUUGUAUUAUGCAUAAGGAUCUUAAAGCUAGCAAUAUAUUGUUUAAAGAUUGUAAAAUCUAGUCAGAUGGGAAAAUAAAUCUCAAGAUCUUAGACUUUGGGAUGGCAAGAAUAUUUGGUAUGGAUUAAACUCAAGCAAAUACAAACAUAAUAGUUUGGUAUUAGUAAGUUUCAUAAA
This is a messenger RNA of Macadamia integrifolia, 1702 nucleotides long. RefSeq names its product cysteine-rich receptor-like protein kinase 25. Gene Ontology annotation, biological process: protein phosphorylation. The transcript has 5 exons. Gene Ontology annotation, molecular function: ATP binding; protein kinase activity. The record is from RefSeq and is a predicted model, not a curated record. NCBI's taxonomy places the organism in Eukaryota, Viridiplantae, Streptophyta, Magnoliopsida, Proteales, Proteaceae. The coding region runs from base 110 to 1438 and encodes 442 amino acids.